Messenger RNA from Oncorhynchus masou masou (cherry salmon), 2777 nucleotides. Its product is annotated as exocyst complex component 6-like. NCBI's taxonomy places the organism in Eukaryota, Metazoa, Chordata, Actinopteri, Salmoniformes, Salmonidae. The coding region runs from base 10 to 2460 and encodes 816 amino acids. Gene Ontology annotation, cellular component: membrane; exocyst. The record is from RefSeq and is a predicted model, not a curated record. Gene Ontology annotation, biological process: Golgi to plasma membrane transport; intracellular protein transport; exocytosis. The transcript has 20 exons.
GACACUGUGAUGAUUACCAGCAACAUGGCGGACAAUGAAUCCGUGGAGUGUAUAACGGAGCACGAACGGAUUUUGCAAGAAAUUGAGAGCACCGACACCGCUUGUGUUGGUCCGACACUUCGAUCUGUGUACGAUGACCAGCCUAAUGCCCACAAGAGGUUUAUGGAGAAGCUUGAGGUCAGGAUCCGUAACCAUGACAGAGAGAUAGAGAAGAUGUGUAACUUCCACCACCAGGGGUUUGUGGACGCCAUCACCGAGCUGCUCAAAGUCCGUGCCGACGCAGAGAAACUGAUGGGCCAGGUUACCGACACGAACAGAAGACUACAAGACGCCGGCAGAGAGGUGACAGCCCAAACGGAGGAGGUGAUUCGCUGUCGGAUACAACAGAGGAACAUGACGACCACUGUGGAGAGACUACAGCUGUGUAUACCUGUCCUAGAAAUGUACAGUAAAUUGAAGGAGCAGCUGGAAUCCAAAAGAUACUAUGCUGCGUUGAAGACCAUGGAGCAGCUGGAGAAGGUGUACAUCCCCCGGGUCAGCCGCUACCGCUUCUGUCAGAUCAUGGCUGAGAACCUGCCCAAGCUCAGAGAGGACAUUAAGGACAUCUCCAUGUCCGACCUCAAGGACUUCCUGGAGAGCAUCAGGAAACACUCGGACAAGAUCGGAGAGACCGCCAUGAAACAGGCUCAGCAGCACAGGACGUUUAACAGUGUGGUUCAGAAGCAUGACAGUGGUAUGGGCUACACCAAGCCAGUCUACUCCCUGAACGGCCGGACGCCAACGCAGCACAACGGCCUCGCGGCGGAGGAGGGAGUAGACCAACCAGAGGAGGAGGGAGUAGAGGAGGACCAAUCAGAGGAGGAGGUAUUGACAGCCCAGGACCUGGUGGACUUCUCUCCUGUUUACAGAUGUCUCCACAUCUACACCGUUCUGGGUGACAGAGAGACGUUUGAGAACUACUACAGGAAACAGAGGAAAAAACAGGCCAGGCUGGUGCUGCAGCCCCAGUCUAACAUGCAGGAGACCGUGGAGGGUUACCGGCGGUACUUCAAUCAGAUCGUAGGCUUCUUCCUGGUGGAGGACCACGUUCUGCACUCCACACAGGGACUGUUGACCAGAGCCUUUACUGAUGAACUGUGGAACAUGGCCCUGUCUAAGAUCACUGCCGUGCUCCGCACACACUCGUCGUACUGCAGUGAUCCUGACCUGGUGCUGCAGCUGAAGAACCUCAUUGUCAUAUUUGCAGACACGUUACAGGGUUAUGGCUACCCAGUGAACAGACUGUUUGACCUGCUGUUUGAGAUCAGAGACCAGUACAAUGAAACGCUGCUGAAGAAAUGGGCUCUGGUGUUCAGGGAGAUCUUUGAACUGGACAACUACAGCCCUAUCCCUGUGGAGACUGAAGAAGAGUACAAGUCUGUCGUCAGUAGAUUCCCCUUCCACGACGCAGAAAUUGAAAAGCAAGACUUUCCAAAGAAGCUCCCGAUGUCUCAGUCUGUGCCUCAGAUCUACGUUCAGGUCAAAGAGUUCAUCUACGCCAGUCUGAAGUUCUCCGAGUCGCUGCAUCGCAGCUGGACGGAGAUCGACGACAUGCUCCGUAAAUCCACCAACCUGUUGUUGACGAGGACACUGAGUGGCUGUCUACAGAACCUCAUCAAGAAACCCCAUAUAGGACUAACUGAGUUGGUUCAGAUCAUCAUUAACACAACCCACCUGGAGCAGGCCUGCAAAUACCUGGAGGACUUCAUCACCAACAUCACCAACGUCUCACCUGAGACCGUGCACACCACGCGGCUCUACGGACUUUCCACCUUUAAGGAUGCACGCCAUGCAGCGGAGGGAGAGAUCUACACCAAACUGAACCAGAAGAUAGAUGAGUUUAUCCAGCUGGCAGACUAUGAUUGGAGCAUGCCGGAGUCGGAUGGCCAGGCCAGUGGAUACCUCAUGGACCUCAUCAACUUCCUCCGCAGCACCUUCCAGGUCUUCACACACCUGCCGGGUAAAGUGGCCCAGACAGCCUGUAUGUCAGCGUGUAAGCACUUGUCCACGUCCCUGAUGCAGAUGCUGUUGGACAGCGAGCUGAAACAGAUCAGUAUGGGAGCCGUUCAGCAGUUUAACCUGGACGUCAUACAGUGUGAAUUGUUCGCCAGCUCAGAGCCUGUCCCAGGUUUCCAGGGAGACACUUUACAGCUGGCAUUCAUCGACCUCCGACAGCUGCUGGACCUGUUCAUGGUGUGGGACUGGUCUACGUACCUGGCUGACUACGGACAGCCCACCUCCAAGUACCUUCGGGUCAACCCCUCCACUGCACUAGCACUUUUGGAAAAAAUGAAGGACACCAGUAAGAAGAACAACAUAUUUUCUCAGUUCAGGAAGAAUGACCGAGACAAACAGAAGCUGAUUGAGACGGUGGUGAAACAGCUAAGGAGCCUGGUCAAUGGGAUGUCUCACCACUCCUAGAACACACACACAGAUGGGAUGUCUCACCACUCCUAGAACACACACACAGAUGGGAUGUCUCACCACUCCUAGAACACACACACAGAUGGGAUGUCUCACCACUCCUAGAACACACACACAGAUGGGAUGUCUCACCACUCCUAGAACACACACACAGAUGGGAUGUCUCACCACUCCUAGAACACACACACAGAUGGGAUGUCUCACCACUCCUAGAACACACACACAGAUGGGAUGUCUCACCACUCCUAGAACACACACACAGACGGACAGAGACACACAGACAGACAGAGACACACAGACAGACACACACACAG